Magnolia sinica is the source of this 1112-nucleotide messenger RNA. RefSeq names its product actin-66-like. The record is from RefSeq and is a predicted model, not a curated record. The coding region runs from base 12 to 1112 and encodes 366 amino acids. NCBI's taxonomy places the organism in Eukaryota, Viridiplantae, Streptophyta, Magnoliopsida, Magnoliales, Magnoliaceae. The transcript is spliced from 3 exons.
GUUUAUAAAAGAUGGACGAAGAGGAUAUUCAACCUCUCGUCUGUGACAAUGGUACCGGAAUGGUCAAGGCUGGAUUCGCUGGUGAUGACGCUCCGAGGGCGGUAUUUCCUAGCAUUGUUGGCAGGCCUCGCCACACUUGUGUCAUGGUCGGGAUGGGCCAAAAGGACGCUUAUGUAGGUGAUGAAGCACAAUCUAAAAGGGGUAUCCUUACAUUAAAAUACCCUAUUGAGCAUGGCAUUGUCAGCAAUUGGGAUGACAUGGAGAAGAUAUGGCAUCACACAUUCUACAAUGAGCUCCGUGUUGCUCCUGAAGAGCACCCGGUGCUUCUCACAGAAGCGCCACUCAACCCCAAAGCAAACAGAGAGAAAAUGACACAGAUCAUGUUUGAGACCUUCAAUGUGCCAGCCAUGUAUGUUGCCAUUCAGGCUGUCCUUUCUCUGUAUGCUAGCGGCCGUACAACUGGCAUUGUGCUAGAUUCUGGUGAUGGUGUUAGCCACACAGUGCCAAUUUAUGAAGGAUAUGCCCUCCCACAUGCAAUCCUUCGGUUGGAUCUUGCGGGGCGUGAUCUCACUGAUGCCCUUAUGAAGAUCCUCACUGAAAGAGGUUACUCGUUCACCACCACCGCCGAACGGGAAAUUGUUAGGGACAUGAAGGAGAAGCUCGCAUAUGUUGCCCUUGAUUUCAAGCAGGAGCUAGAGACAGCCAAGAGCAGCUCCGCUGUUGAAAAGAGCUAUGAGCUGCCCGAUGGGCAGGUGAUCACGAUCGGAGAUGAAAGGUUCCGUUGUCCUGAGGUCCUCUUCCAGCCAUCCCUUAUCGGCAUGGUAGCUGCUGGAAUCCAUGAGACCACGUACAACUCCAUAAUGAAAUGUGAUGUUGACAUCAGGAAGGAUCUGUACGGUAACAUUGUUCUCAGUGGUGGCUCGACUAUGUUCCCUGGUAUUGCUGAUCGAAUGAGCAAGGAAAUUUCAGCCCUUGCCCCUAACAGGAUGAAGAUCAAGGUGGUGGCUCCACCCGAGAGAAAGUACAGUGUCUGGAUAGGAGGCUCCAUCUUGGCAUCGCUUAGCACCCACCAGCAGGUGAAUCUUGUGCCUGCGACUUCUAGUAUUAGUUGA